Molecule: messenger RNA, 968 nt
Organism: Dicrocoelium dendriticum
Lineage: Eukaryota; Metazoa; Platyhelminthes; Trematoda; Plagiorchiida; Dicrocoeliidae
Source: the annotation of a GenBank genome assembly
CUUAUUUCGGUUGCCUCCAAGGCAUUGGCAUCCAUUUUGAUCGCAGACUAUCCCCAGUAGGUGAAUCAUCCUACCGUGAAGAACACGCUGGUUUCCGUCCCGGCCGCGGAUGCGUGGAUCAAAUCUUCAUGCUCCGCCAGCUCCUCGAACAUCGCCACUUUUAUCACAGGCCCACUACUGUUGCAUUCCUAGACGUACGUGCCGCUUUUGACUCCGUUGAUCGACCUGCUUUAUGGCGUUGCUUACUAAAGAACGAGAUGCCAGAGAAAUAUACCGCCAUCUUUCGAGCACCUUACCUUCAUACAUGCGUCAGAGUGAGGGUCUAUGGCAAGCUUUCCUUGCAAUUCGCUGUCAAUAGCAGUGUGCGACAGGGUUGCCCUAUGUCCCCAUUCCUCUUCAACUUCGCAAUCGAAGACGUUCUGUUGAAUGCUCUAGAAGGUUUCCAACAUGUUGGCCUAGAGCUUCUACCGGGUGAUCACGCGACCGACUUAGAUUGUACUGAUGAUAUCGCCUUACUUGGUGACGAUUCUCAGGGUAUGCAACUCAUUCUGGGUCGUUUGGCGGUUGAAGCAUCUAAGUAUGGCAUGAGCUUCUCCCCAUCGAAGUGUAAAGUACUGCUCAAGGAUUGGCUUUCACCUGCUCCCGUGCUCACUCUUGAAGGUGCACAACUUGAACAGGUAAAUAGUUUUGUCUACCUUGAGAGCUGUGUUUCUGCUGACGGCAUUAUCAACAAAGAUGUUUCUCUUCGCAUCGAUAAAGUUCGAUCAGCAUUUGUCAAUCUGAGGCACUUGUGGCAUCGUCGCGACGUCUCAUUCUCGCUGAAUCGCAGCGUUUACAGCGCAUCAGCUAGCACAGUAUUGUUGUAUGGGGGCGAGUCCUGGCCGAUUCGCGUGGAAGAUAUGCGUCGUCUCUCUGCCUUCGAGAACAGUUGCUUUAAGAGGGUUGUUCGUGUUUGCUGGCAACAUUGA